Messenger RNA from Fraxinus pennsylvanica, 609 nucleotides. The record is from the annotation of a GenBank genome assembly. NCBI's taxonomy places the organism in Eukaryota, Viridiplantae, Streptophyta, Magnoliopsida, Lamiales, Oleaceae.
AUGAGCCGGUACCGGAGCUGGCGUGGAGAGGCGACCCAUUCUUCGCAGAAAUUGGCAGAACAGCUCCAGAAGCAAGCGCCUGGUGCUACUUUGGAACAGAAAGACGGUGAGGAUGAGGUGCUUGACCUUGUUGAUGGAAAUGAGCCUGUACCGGAGCUGGCGUGGAGAGGCGACCCAUUCUUCGCAGGCGUGAACACAGCGUCGCGACCCAUUAUUCGCGACACUGCUGUGGUUUGGCCCGUCUCUGCGUACUUUCUUGGCAAGGUGAAGUUCUCGGCAACCCAUUGGCGUCGUUCUCGACAAGUGGUGGUGGUGGUGACUGGUGGUGGUGAUUGGUUGAUUGCAGUGGUGGUGAGUUUGGGAUUGGGUGUUUUUGUUGUUCCAUUCAAAUUGGCAGAACAGCUCCAGAAGCAAGCGCCUGGUGCUACUUUGGAACAGAAAGACGGUGAGGAUGAGGUGCUUGACCUUGUUGAUGGACUAUAUCUCUUCUUGGGAUCAUAUUUGAGCUCCAGCGAGGAUCCUGACAUUCACUUCAAGUACAUUGAGGCAGCUUCCAAGACCGGACAAAUUAUGUCAUCGACAAUUAUGUUCUUUCUACUGAGCACUUGA